Salmo salar (Atlantic salmon) is the source of this 2316-nucleotide messenger RNA. RefSeq names its product BTB/POZ domain-containing protein 10-like. NCBI's taxonomy places the organism in Eukaryota, Metazoa, Chordata, Actinopteri, Salmoniformes, Salmonidae. Gene Ontology annotation, molecular function: protein binding. The record is from RefSeq and is a predicted model, not a curated record. Gene Ontology annotation, biological process: positive regulation of phosphorylation. Gene Ontology annotation, cellular component: cytoplasm.
ACAAAAGGACUUGAGUUCUUGUAUGUUGUUACAAUUACACCAUGAGUUAUUAAUCAUGAAAUGUACAAACCCGCCCUUCUUCUUACCAGAGAGAUGUUUGUUCCUGUCGGUGCGAUGCACUGAAAAUCUUGUUUGCUCUACGGACUCUGACAGCAUGUCCCCAGCUAGCCAUGUCUCUGUGAAACGGAGUAUAUUACAAUCCUGAAUAUCUCUUUGGAAAACAACUCUUGCCCUAAUUUCGGCGACUUUGAUAACUAGGAACGGGACAUUAGCGAGCAAUAUACUCGGAAGCAGUGGGUGGUGUGUGCGCAUCCGAAGCUUCAGUAGAAGACCGCUCCGGCACCCUCUCCUCCGACGGUGUUGUUUUGGGUCGGCCUCUGGAAUCAGUUCAAAUGCCCUGGGAGGUGCAGACAAAGGAUCCGCUUUGGGGAAGUUGUAUUCCUGGUCGUAGUGCUGUGCCCAGCCCCGCCUCCCAGCAGUCCCACAACUGGAGGCCGACCUAGUCGACAUGAACCUGCAUGGCGCCAGCGGAGGCCUCGACCGCUGCAGGGACAGUGACCGCCGGCGCUCCAGCGACCGCUCCCGAGACUCCUCCCACGAGAGGAGCGAGGGUCAGCUGACCCCUUGCAUCAGGAAUAUCACCUCGCCCACCCGACAGCACAACAGUGAUCGUGAGCGGGGCGAGGGUGGUUCUUCCUCCAGGUCGUCAAGCCCUCGGCCGCCUAGGGCCAUGAUGUUGGUGGGGCCCAGUUGCAUCGCAGUGAGCAGCAGCAGGAGCAGCCUGUUCAGCAAAGAGGCCCACUGUAAGGGCCUGGGCCACGGACACGUCCACAGCCCCUGUGACCUCAUCUACGUCUAUGAGAACGCCAAGGAGGGGGCGCGCACGUUACGGACGGCCGAGAGGGUCACUCUGAUCGUGGACAACACCCGCUUCGUGGUGGACCCGGCUAUCUUCACUGCUCAGCCCAACACCAUGCUGGGAAGAAUGUUUGGAUCCGGAAGGGAAUACAAUUUUACCAGGCCCAAUGACAAAGGGGAAUUUGAGGUGGCAGAUGGAAUCAGCUCAACUGUUUUCAGAGCCAUCCUGGAUUACUACAAAUCUGGGAUAAUCCGCUGUCCUGAUGGUAUCUCCAUUCCCGAGCUGAGAGAAGCAUGUGACUACCUCUGCAUCUCCUUCGACUACAGCACCAUCAAGUGUAGAGACCUCAGUGCACUCAUGCACGAGCUGUCCAAUGAUGGGGCGAGGCGUCAGUUUGAGUUUUACUUAGAGGAGAUGGUGCUGCCUCUGAUGGUGGCCAGCGCCCAGAACGGAGAGAGGGAGUGUCACGUAGUGGUCCUGACAGACGACGACGUGGUGGACUGGGAUGAGGAGUACCCUCCGCAGAUGGGAGAGGAGUAUUCUCAGAUUAUAUACAGCACAAAACUGUACAGAUUCUUCAAGUACAUAGAGAAUCGUGACGUUGCCAAAUCAGUAUUAAAAGAAAGAGGACUUAAGAAAAUCAGACUAGGAAUUGAAGGUUACCCCACCUACAAGGAGAAGGUGAAGAAGCGUCCCGGCAGCCGGCCAGAGGUAAUCUACAACUACGUCCAGAGGCCCUUCAUCCGCAUGUCCUGGGAGAAGGAGGAGGGCAAGAGUCGCCAUGUUGACUUCCAGUGUGUGAAGAGCAAGUCCAUCACCAACCUGGCAGCCGCCGCUGCAGACAUUCCCCAGGACCAGCUGGUCAACAUGCACCCUGGUCCUCAGGUGGACGAACUGGACAUCCAGCCUCAGCCAAGCUACCACUACGAGCCAGACCCAGACGCCCCCUCACCGGCUGUCUGAGACUGGGCCCCCGUCCCCCUCCACUCCACCCUCUUCUCCCUCCACAGAGCACUGUAGUGACAAGGAAGUUGGGCAGCAGAAACCACAUUGCCUUUACAAGCCUCAAAAGAUAACUGGUAUAUACUGUCAAUAGCCAAGGAAGGAGAAGCAAAGCACACAGUAAACGAUUGCCUCAUUGCACUGUCUGCACUGUUUUUUUUAACUAACCAAAGGAGAUUUAUUUUUAUCAAGAAUAUUUGACGUAUUCUUUUCAUUUUGAAGGGGGAAAAAAGCAGAUUGUAUCACAAUAAACUUGUCUGUGGGUCCUCAUGUGAUGAGCUGUGUGUGUAGUGCUGCUGUGUACAGUUACAGUACUGUAGUUCCUAAAGGGUUCCCUGCCCCUGGUCAUGUGGUAUGGCGGUGCGGAUUUAGAAUCUUACUAUAGGUAGUCCACCACCAGGGAAGCCUCGCUGUGAUGCUUUGGUCUCAGAAUAAAUACAUUUGUAUUCAUCUCA